This is a messenger RNA of Sipha flava (yellow sugarcane aphid), 994 nucleotides long. Its product is annotated as lysosomal acid phosphatase-like. The record is from RefSeq and is a predicted model, not a curated record. Gene Ontology annotation, biological process: dephosphorylation. Gene Ontology annotation, molecular function: phosphatase activity. NCBI's taxonomy places the organism in Eukaryota, Metazoa, Arthropoda, Insecta, Hemiptera, Aphididae.
GGUGCGACCGCGUGCGAGCUCGCGUGUCGUCCGCAACAAGUCCCGUUGGAUUUUUCGCGGCCGGACGCGAGUGCGCGAUGGCUCUCAACCGUGGCUGUAACGUCGUCGCGUUCGUCUGCUCGGCCGUCCUGGUCGUCGGCGUCGGCUCCGGGUGCGCGGACCAUUACCCGCGGCCGGUGCGACGCGAAGUCGUCGUCGGACUCGGAGAAUUCGCCGACGACUCGCUGAAAUCGGUGACCGUGAUAGGUAAACUGCACAUGUACCAAAAAGGAAAACUGUUUCGACGUUUAUACCAUGGAUUCAUAAGUGAUUUGUACCGAGAUCGUGAGAUUUCAAUUAAAACUACCAACAUAAGUCGAACGUUCAUGUCAGCACAAAUGGUUUUGACUGGAAUGUAUGAGUCAGAAUAUUAUCAUAAACAGAUGGACUUGGAAUCAGUGUGGCAACCUAUUCCGAUUUCGAUAGACUCGCCAGAUCGAACUGCAGACCUUUGCUUAAAGAGAUAAGUUUAAACAUGGAAUUACGAUCAAAUAACUCAAACUACAACACAACACGAAAUAUGUAUCUUUAUGCAGGUCAUGAUAUGAGUUUAGGAACAAUAAUGUUUUUUUUAGGCAAUAAUAGAAUAAAAUUACCUGAAUUCGGUGCUUCAAUUCAUUUUCAUCUCUAUCAAGACAAAACAAUGAAAUACAUUAUAAAGGUAUUCUACUAUCAUAAAUGGGACGAUGAAAAAUAUGAAGAAAUGCCGAUUCCGAUUUGUGGUAAUCCUUGUAAAUUAGAGGACUUCAUUCAACUUAUAAACGAAAAUUUUUCUACAGAAUGGGAAAAAGAAUGCGAAAAAUUAGAAAUCUAAUAUUAUUAAUUUCUUAAUGUUUGUUGAAAUUAAUUAUUUGUUUGUAUAAUAUACUCAUUAUGUGUUAUAAUAAUUAAUCUCUUUAGGGUGAAUUUUUCUGUAGUAAAUACAAAAUUUUCGACUCUGCGUUCACAUAAUAAA